CACCCAGAGUGCAGGACUGAGCCCAUUGGCUUCCCGUGUGUCUUCGCCAGGAGAGGCAUCGCCUGCCUCUUUACUCAAUAAUUAUUGUGUCAGGUCGGAAGCGUCUCUGAUCCAGACCAGCUCAUCCCUCUGGAGGUGAACCUGCACCGCCGAGCCUCGAUCCUGUACCUGCGGAAAUGGGCAACAGCAAAGCUUCAGCGCUGCUCUCACUCCUCGGUGUCAUGCUGCUCUGGCCGUAUGUACGUACCAAGAGUGUCUCAUCCAGACUGCAAACUGCAGACAGCGCCUCUCUACCUGCAGGGCAGGGAGAGGAGCGCCCUCAUGUGGUGAAGCGGUCAACGCAGAGCUGCGACAGCAAGUUUGACACCUACUGCCUGAACAAUGGCCAGUGCAUGCUGCUGGUGGACAUGAACGAGCACCACUGCAAGUGUGAGAGGGGUUUUUAUGGCCCCAGGUGUGCCCACCCAGAGCUUGUCGUGCAGCGAAUGGGAGAUGAGCAGAUAAUUGUAACCAUUUUCUGUGUGAGUCUGCUGAUUAUAGGUCUGGCUGGAGUUCUGUACUUCUGCUGCAAAUGGUAUAAGAAAAAGGGAUUGCGACGUCAUCAGAAGCAGCAGGGUUACAGAGGAGUCCAGAUUGUGUAAAGUGUCACACACACGCCCCCACAAGGAUUUUCUCCAGUUUUCUAAUUGAAAAUUUCAACACAUCAUGACGUGACCUGACUCGCUACAUUGGCCUACACUCAGUGGCUGGUUUCCUGGACUGUGCCUGCUCACAGUAUUGUAUGUCACAAGGCUUUGUAUCACUUUAUCAAGCGCGCAGAUCGCCACAUAGAGAUUAAAAGAAUCAGCUUUUUGUGCAUUGGCUCUAAUGUUUCAUACCCUCAUGUAUGAAAAGAUAAAUAGUGAGACACACAAAAGCAGUUUUCACCCAUAAUGACAGUGUGUCAUGGAAAAGGAACCAAUAAGAGGGGUAAGAGUGGACCAGUGAAACUGUUUCUGAUCCCACGCAGUGAACCGUGCUUUCAGAAAUUCUGGCCUGGGUCCAUAAAGCUCCUUGUGCUGCUUCCCAGUUAAAGAGCCACAGUUUAGAUCCAGAUUUUCAAUGAUCGUAAUCAUAUCGUCAUGCUUUGCUUUCUUCACGUGAGACUCAAUGUGAGAUUUCAGGAUUUCAAAGAGCUCAUCUUGAGCAAGUUUUCGGAUCUUGUAACGUCUGAGACAAAAAUGAAACUGAUUGAAAGUGAAAACUGAUGAAGUUUAGCUGCCUUCCCUCUUCUCAAUUACUUGCUCAAGCACCGAUUUACACAGUUUUUAUCAUUUGUUAAACCUUGUUUCUAAGUUAUAGCUAGUAUUUCUGCCUUGUUUAGCCUUUAUUUAUUGUUGCUUUUUUCUUUACUUAUGACAAAUAUUAAGAAUUAUCCGAUGUUGUCGUUAUCACUGGCCACUGAGUGUAACCAUUCUGUUUUUUAUUAUUUGAAUCUUCGUUUAGUCAGAAAGUAUUCUCAUUUUGCUAAUUUAUUUGAAAGUAUUAAUUUAUACACUGGAAGUGCUGUUACUGCUACAAACAUGAAUACAGCUUGAAUUUUUUUUUGUACCGUCCUGUAUGAAUUUGUUUUCAUGCCUCCUGUUCGUUCUUCAUCGCUGUGUGAAGGGCACAGCUGAGAGUCUUCUCAUUCUUCUCAAGUCUCUGUGCAGUUUUCACAUUUUUCCUCCAUGUGAUCAAAGUGAUCAAAUAUCUCUCCGUACCACACAGUUGAUCACAAUCUGCUGCACAAUGACUGUAAUUUUUUUAUAUGACAUUUUUGCAAUAGUAGUAUUAGCUGUACAAACAUGUUUUAUUAAAUAUAAAUUAAAGCAAAUGCAUUUCAAAUGUG
Messenger RNA from Seriola aureovittata, 1870 nucleotides. Its product is annotated as proepiregulin-like. Gene Ontology annotation, biological process: positive regulation of mitotic nuclear division; positive regulation of cell population proliferation; epidermal growth factor receptor signaling pathway. The coding region runs from base 177 to 641 and encodes 154 amino acids. The record is from RefSeq and is a predicted model, not a curated record. Lineage: Eukaryota; Metazoa; Chordata; Actinopteri; Carangiformes; Carangidae. The transcript has 5 exons.